Somion occarium is the source of this 2973-nucleotide messenger RNA. The record is from the annotation of a GenBank genome assembly. NCBI's taxonomy places the organism in Eukaryota, Fungi, Basidiomycota, Agaricomycetes, Polyporales, Cerrenaceae.
UUCGAUGAACGCGUUUUCCUUGAUGAGCUGUUGGAAGCUGUCACGGGUAACGAAGUAGUAGUGCUUUCCGUCUUGUUCGCCUGCCCGCGGGGGGCGCGUGGUGUCUGUGACGGUGGCGGGGAUAUAAUUAGAGGCCUGCAAGAAAGCGCGGCACUGGAAUGGGCUCACGAGAAACACUGAAGCCAAACUUGUCGGGGAAUUCUGUGAACAGCCGCUGCAAGAGCGUGCUCUUUCCGACACCGGAGGGACCGGAGAUGACCAGAGGGCGCAGAAAAUCAGGCAGGGGGGACAUGGUGGGUGUCGUGCUGCAGGUGGGGAUCGUGGUAUCUAUAUGGUGCGUGUUGUAUCAGGGCUUGCAGGACAAAGAAGGGAACUUUGGAGAAAUUAAAGCGGACGAGGACGAAAAUUGAUGCGACAAGGAAAACAUGAAAAUGGACCCGAAAUGGACGGCCGUUGUCAGGUGCAGACAGCGGCUGUCACACACCUGUCUCUUUCGCCCGCCAGUCUCUGUGACGCCGCUGUGACAGCUGUGACAGACCAGGUCCGCCUGCAGGAGUUAGAGUGAGCGCUCUCAAGGCAGCCGACCGAGCAUAGUUCCUUUCUUUCCUCUCACGUCCCCAUCCAGCUACGGUCUGCAGCGACAGAGCCUCGCUGUCCAUCGACCCUCCACCGUCCUCCUCUUUCUUUUCUAACACGCCGACCAUCCUGUUCUACGAGCUUUUACGACUAUCAUGGGCGCUGUAUGCUGUCGUCCACAGCCUAUAGACUUUGACGGGGAUGUUAAUUUGUUCCACUUCGUCCUUUUGAGAUGUGUCGGCAAGGGUGCUUUUGGAAAGUGCGUCACGAUCUCAAGGUGCGAGUGGUGCAACACAAACAGAGCCGUGAACUCUAUGCCUUGAAAUACAUCAACAAGACAAAGUGUGUCAAGAUGAAAGCCGUGGCGAAUAUCGUUCAGGAGCGCCGGUUGUUGGAGGAGAUUGAUCACCCUUUCGUCGUCAAUAUGCGAUAUGCUUUCCAGGACGAUGAGAACUGUUUCUUUGUUCUUGAUCUCAUGUUGGGCGGUGAUCUCAGAUUUCAUCUAGAGAGAAUGGGAUCCUUGUCAGAGGAUACCGUUCGUUUCUACAUGGGCGAACUCUCGUCAGCACUUUCGUUCCUCCACGAGAAACGUAUCAUUCACAGGGAUCUCAAACCGGAUAACAUCCUAUUGGAUGAGCGCGGGCACGCACACAUCACUGACUUCAACAUCGCCGUUCACUACACCGAGAAGCGCCUCUUGACAGGUGUCGCAGGUUCCAUGGCAUAUAUGGCCCCUGAAAUCCUCGCCAAGCGUGGAUACACAUACACCAUUGACUGGUGGUCCCUCGGUGUUUGCGCGUACGAGCUUAUCUUUGGACGAAGGCCGUUUCGUGGGAAGACAAAUAGCGACUUGACGCAUAGUAUUUCCAGGGACGCCCUGCGGUUCCCUGAGGAUGCUCAGGCAAAAUGCAGCAGAGCCGGUAUCCAGGCACUGAAAGGUUUCCUGGAACGAGAUCCACCGAAACGUCUGGGCUGCAAGCCGAAUGGUGAAGGAUUCGAGGAGAUCCAACGGCAUCCAUGGUUCCAGUCCAUUGAUUGGGAUGCGUUAGACAGGAAAGAGCUGCAACCACCGUUUGUACCUGACUCAAAGAAGGCAAACUUUGAUGCGUCACAUGAACUCGAGGAGUUGCUGUUGGAGGAUAAUCCCUUGAAGGCACGGCAACGUAAAGUGCAGGAUAUUAAUAAUCUCAGUGCUGAGAUGCGACAAAUGGAAGAACAAUUUACUUCAUACGACUUCAAAAAGAUGCAGCGGCGGUCCUAUUACCCCCAGACUAACCAGCAGAUAGUCUCCACCAUGACCGCCACAUCCUCAACCUCACGCCCAGUUACCCCCAUGACGAUAUCUAAUGACCUCGGACCUAACGACAGCCUGAACGGCCACACCUACAAUCAGAAACCAUCGAUAGAAGAAGCAACAACACCUUAUGAUGACACGGACGGCGUUCGAAUGACGGAAAUUAACAACGAGAAGGUCCAAGUGUAUUAGAACGUCGCAACCCGAACGCCGCCGAAACCGUGCAUUGUAUUGAAUUCCCUGUGUGCUCAUUUCAUACAUAUCCCUGGGGGGCUUGCUUGCUCUGUAAUCGUGGCAUCUAGCAGAUAUCCAUCUAUUGGGUUUCUGGGUCGUUCCUGCUGUUGUCGUUGGUCAUUUUUUCUUUGUUUUCUGGUUGAGGGGAGGACCGUGAUUUUUUUUUAGUUGCCUGGCUUUUAUCUUUUCUUCCUUCUCUGGUAUCGCUUUGUUUGUUGGUCGGUACCAUUCCACAGAUAUCCUUGCAUGGCUUUACACCCUUGUUAUAUCCUAAUCCCAACACCCUCUUCCUCCGCAUUCGAUACCACCCUUACGGCCUUCUUACCCACCCGCUUCGUCGUUGCCUACCUAUGCUUCCCCGUCACCACCUCAUUUUCUCAUGGUAUUCUCCGUGCUCUCGCUUAACGCGGUAACACAUUCUUUCCCAUCCCCCCCCUUCCCUCGCGCAUAUUGGUUCUUCUCGUCUUCCUGAUCGUCGCUUUCUAGUAUGCUUGUACUCUCCUUACAUACGGGGGUCUGGGGUGUCGGGUCCGGUUGGCGCAUUCAAGGGAGUUUGGACGUUACAAACUAUAUAUCCCCCCUUCGUGUAUCGCUCUGUCGCUAUAUCGUUAUACCCACCCACACUCCCCACUUCCCCUCCCCUCGACGUCUAUAUCUCGCACUUAGCAUCGUAUCAUCGUUCUCUCUCGCUCCUCAUUCACUUUGCCGAUGUGUCCAUUUAUUCGUAAUAUCUACAGCAAACUCUGGUAAUUACUCGCGCCGCCUCGACGUCAUGUGUAUCGGUUUCCACUCUCCUUUUUGUUUUUCUCUUCAAUUUUCGACCUGUCUCGUUUUCUGUCAAUGGUUACAUGAUACAUCAUGGAUAGGAC